This is a messenger RNA of Lachancea sp. 'fantastica', 648 nucleotides long. The record is from the annotation of a GenBank genome assembly. Lineage: Eukaryota; Fungi; Ascomycota; Saccharomycetes; Saccharomycetales; Saccharomycetaceae.
AUGAGUGGUGAUCAACACCACAGAGACCAUGUUUCUAGUGUUUUCACCAAUAUAACAAGUCUAGAGCGUUCUCGGCGAAAACCGCUCGCUCAAAAACCCAUAAACCUGUCUCAUUUGGUCCAAACUCAAAAAACACAACAGCGAAGCGUUUCUAAAGACACAGCAGCGAUUUCACGGAGCUCAAUCUCCAAAUUGAUAGUCACACAACGUCAAAAGCGUCCAGAUAAUGCUUUGAAACCGAUGGCUGGUCUUUUAAGCUCAAAUCGCUCUUUACAAUUCGCGAAAUCCGAACACCGCAUUAGACCCCGCCGAAAGACACAAUCGUCAUUUCAAGGUACUGGAAACCUGGUCAAUAAGAUCAUGAAGAGCGUCAAUGCUUUUGAGACAAAUUUGAGACUCCAAAGACAUAGAUCAAAGCCUGUCCAGUUUGACAUUUUCAUCAGCGCAAAGAAAACAAAGCUUCUGUCGCCCACAGAACUCAUGGUCAUCACAGAAGACUCUACUGAGUCGAAUGCGCUCAUACUGCAUAGCCAUACCGUUUCUAACGUUGCACAACGACGAGGAGCCUUCAAACUGCUGUUAAGCUCUCAAUCAAGCUUAACACUAUAUUCGGGUCUCAAAUGGUAUUUUGAGUGGCAGGUGUUAUAA